Messenger RNA from Calypte anna (Anna's hummingbird), 2556 nucleotides. RefSeq names its product histamine receptor H2 (gene HRH2). Gene Ontology annotation, biological process: gastric acid secretion; positive regulation of vasoconstriction; adenylate cyclase-activating adrenergic receptor signaling pathway. The record is from RefSeq and is a predicted model, not a curated record. The transcript is spliced from 4 exons. Gene Ontology annotation, cellular component: membrane. Gene Ontology annotation, molecular function: histamine receptor activity. NCBI's taxonomy places the organism in Eukaryota, Metazoa, Chordata, Aves, Apodiformes, Trochilidae. Bases 469 to 1614 code for a protein of 381 amino acids.
ACAAACGGAGCCGCGCACGCCGAGGGAAAGUUGGAAGCAGCGAAGCCAACGAGGGCUCUCCGCCUGCUCAGAGGCUGUGGGAAAGGAGCACCUUCCUCAGGUUGUCCUCAGGAGGUGGCAAAGCUCCGUACCUGCUAGAGCACUGCUGACUGCUGUCACCAAUCAAACAUGCAGAGUACCUGAGACUGCCCCCAAGACCUUGAUCCUAUGGUCACUCAGAGGAAAAAAUACAGGAGAGAAAAAGGAAGCAGUUGAGACCCACCAGCUGCCAUGCGGGAUCUGAUCCAGCACUGAGGUCCCAGAUGGGGCCAAUGGGUACAAGCAAGUCACAGGGCCAUAUCUUUCUGUAGACCAUGUCAUUCCUAGCAUACAAGGCUGAAUACCUGAAGUGACUCUGCAACGUUCUCCAAGGUCACUUUGGAGAGGGCUGUAGGGCUGCCUGGUGGACACUGACACCAAGUAGCAUUGAUGCUGGUGAGAGCAGGGCUGCUCCAUCCAUACAACGGCACUAUGAAUCAAUCUCACAACCAUACAAGCUCUCAAAAAAGCAACUUGCCCCUUCAGUUGCUGGCUGGGUCCUUCCUUGUCAUCCUCAUCAUAAUCACUCUCUGUGGUAACAUCAUUGUCUGUCUGGCCGUCACCUUUGACCGCCGGCUGCGCAGCUUGACCAGCUGCAUGAUUGUCUCCUUGGCCAUCACUGACCUCCUGCUGGCACUCCUGGUGCUGCCAUUAUCCGCCUUCUAUGAACUGUCCAAAGAGUGGCCUUUUGGCAGCACUUUGUGCAACAUCUACACCAGCCUGGAUGUCAUGCUGUGCACGGCUUCCAUCCUUAACCUCUUCAUGAUCAGCCUGGACCGCUACUUUGCUGUCACCACCCCUCUCCGCUACAGCCAGCUGGUCACUCGCUCCCGGGUAACUGUGGGUUUGGUUGUUAUUUGGAUUGUUUCACUGAUGGUCUCCUUCCUACCCAUCCACCUGGGCUGGAACACUAAUGGGACAGCAGUCCAAAACACAGUCCCCAACUGCAGUAAGGAGUGCAUACUGGAGGUGAACCCUCUCUAUGGGCUAGUAGAUGCCUUGCUCACCUUCUACAUCCCUUUGGUCAUCAUGUGCAUCACCUACUACCGGAUAUUCAGGAUAGCGAGGGAGCAAGCCAAGAGGAUAAACCACACGUGGUGCUGCAGCAGCAACACUCCCAUGCCACCCAUGGUGAAAGAACACAAAGCCACCAUGACACUGGCAGUGGUGAUGGGAGCCUUCAUUGUGUGCUGGUUCCCCUAUUUCACAGUGUUCAUAUAUCGGGGGGUGUGGGGGGACAGCAGGGUGAAAGGAACACCCAUGUCCGUUGUCCUCUGGUUGGGCUAUGCCAACUCGGCCCUAAACCCCAUCCUGUAUGGGACACUCAACAGGGAUUUCCGACUGGCAUACCAGCACUUGCUGCACUGCUGUAGGACUGGGGGCCCCAGGAGCUCCCACCUGCCUCCCCUCCAGAAGGCUCAGUUUCGGGGAAGAAGCUGCAGGCAGGAGGGUAAACCUCUCAAAUUGGAGAUGAGGAAUGGAAAAGGGAUCUUGCUGACUGAUGGAGCCCUCAAGAGUACCAGAGCUUUCCCAUGAGUCUCAGCCAGUCCACUGCCCUAGGAUCUGUAUCUCCCCGCCUUUUAUUCCUGGCUGCCUUCUAAAAUCCUGUGAGGUUGAAAGGAAAACACUCAGUUUUCCUCAGAGAGAAACUCAACAGCAGAGGCAAAGGUUGCAGGGAUCUGUGUCCUGGCACGGAAGAUUUUCUUCAUCCCCAGGCAUUGCUGGAGAGGCCUUUGCCUGCCCAACUUUCUUCCCAGGAGGGUGGUGUAUUUUAAGAACCUUCAAAGGAGCUACAGAAGAACCUUUUCCCUGCCCCAGUGGGGCUGGGACACCUCCAGUAUCAAGCCCUGCACCAGCAGGCAGCAGUGCCCAAGGACCUGGGUUGGGAGCCAACAUGUACCCCCAGCAGGGCCAGUAUGGGGGUGCUCUUCUUAGGUCCAGGGCAGUGGGUCAGGCUGAGAGAGUACAGGGCAAGGGAGGGAAAGGGGCUACUGCCAAGGUCUUGGUGCCAGACAGGCCAGGCUACGAUGGAGAAAGGGGAACACGGGUGCUACCCUCCACAGUGCCCUGUCCAAGGCAAAAGUUCUGGCAAGGUUGGGGGGCGAGGUGUGAUUUGGCAGAAGGGCUAAGGCAUGGCAUAUGUCAGCAGCCACAAAGUCCAUGCAGAGGAUACUUGGUCCUGUAGCAUCUAUGACAGGGCAAGCCUGCUUUCUGUAUCUGCUUCACACUUCCUGUCCGUGCCCCGUUGCAAGAAGAGGCUCUGGAGCCUGCUGUACCAUGGGGAAGACACUAAGCAACUGGGAUUUGUCCCCAGGCUCUGCCCUCCCUGGCAGCUCAACACUAAAACUGCCAAUACAGAGUAUUUCUGAACUGAACCUGAGCAGAAAUCAUCAGUGGUAUAAAAUCCUAUUUAAAACAGUGGGAAAAUGAGAUUAUUGAUUUCUUUGGGUAUGGUUUGUCCUGGGAAGAGCCUCCCUG